This is a messenger RNA of Ostrea edulis (European flat oyster), 5734 nucleotides long. RefSeq lists its product as uncharacterized. The transcript has 2 exons. NCBI's taxonomy places the organism in Eukaryota, Metazoa, Mollusca, Bivalvia, Ostreida, Ostreidae. The record is from RefSeq and is a predicted model, not a curated record. The coding region runs from base 37 to 2079 and encodes 680 amino acids.
UUCCACACCUGUAAAUACCCACAUCAAUAUUUAGCAAUGGACUCUCCUAGUAUAACACCCCAAAUUGAAACAGGUAUACAGCAUAUGUCAGAGUCCAUGUUCGUGGGACUGUGUCCUAUAGUGGGAACCUCACAACAGGUGGCAAUGCGGAGAGAUGUGAUAGACAUUAUGGAGAUGGUGACAAAUAAAGCAAGAACAAGCAACCAGAACACGGUGAUGAUGAGUGGAAGUCGUAGAGAAGGAUUCAGAAUGAAGGGAUCUGAUGUGGAUUUUAUGUAUUGGUUCAACAACCAACCAGUGAUCUGGGACUUAUCUCAGACCCAGUUUUACAAUGUGCACAGACAAUUCCUGAUUCUCUCUGUCUCUUCUGAAAGUCCACCAGGAUUUACUUUACUUCAAUUACUGACACCAAGGGCAGGUAACAGAGUUACCUCAGCAUUAGUCACAAUGAAUGGUGGACGUUAUAUAUCUAGCUAUAAAUACAGAGAGAUCACAUGUUCUGAUAUAAACCCCAACUCUACAGUACAUGGUCCAUGUGGCAGUGGAGUAUUAAGGGGAGUAGUAGAAUAUGAUGAUGCCCACUGUUUUGUUUGCGAUUUUUGGCCUCCGUCUGCCUCCUCAUGGAUAGCCAGAUGUCACAUAUGGCCCCAGCCACAGGUUGUUAGGGACAUAGUCAGAAGUGGAUGUCACUUUGUAGCAAUAGGACACAAAUUAGGAAAUCAUGAAAGCAAUGAAUGGAGAAUUUCAUUUUCUCUGGCAGAACAAAAACUUGUGUACUCAAUGAACCACUGUCAAUUCUUAACUUAUGGUUUGCUGAAAUUGUUCUUAAAAGAAGUCAUUAACAAUGGAUUAGGUGAUAAUGAGAAAUUACUGUGUUCCUAUCACAUGAAGACAGCAGUUUUCUGGAUGAUUCAACAAAACACAAUACCUAACUGGUGUUCACAGAAUCUCCUGAAAUGUUUCUGGUACUGCUUUAAACUCAUCCUUAAAUGGGUGUAUGAGGGAGUGUGUCCUAACUUUUUCAUUCCAGAAAACAACAUGUUUCUCAGUAAUAUCCACGGUGGAGCACAAAACAGAUUAUUUGUUCGACUGUUUGGCUUUUAUGAAAAAGGCUUAGCAUCCCUGCUACACAGUCCCUCCCUCAGGUCCUAUAUCAUAAAUGUCCUUUAUAACCCCAGACUCAGUAUUUGUACAGAUGAACAAACUCUGGUAUCUGAGAUUGAGUUUGAUACAAAAAUGUUUGAAGAGAUAUAUGGAGUAAAUUCAAUACCCGCAUCAGACCUCUACUUCAUUAUUAAGCACUUAAACACAGUAGAACAGUUUAUAGUCUCACCCCUGACACAGUAUCAAGUUCUCAUGUUACAGGUACUUACAGCCUCCUUCCUUCACAGGGCUGCUUUUACAUUACAAAACAUGUACAGCAACACCACUGAAAACAAGCUGAUGUAUAUUGCUGACAGAAUGUCCUGUCACAUGUUGAAACUCACAACCAAGUUUGGGUGUAUUUCUGACAGGUUGUACAUUGCAAUGUAUUAUUACAAGACACUCAGAUACACAGAAGCUUUGUCUGUGAUAGAGAUGACAAAGGUCGACUUAGCUCAGCCAUAUGUGAUGUAUAACUGGACAGUAGACACAGAGAGGUAUACCGAGGCUGUAGGGGGGCAGUCCUGGUCUACAAAGUUAAGACAUGCUGUAGCAUGGGGUAUCAAAUUAGACAACAGAAUCAUUUAUAUCAAUGAAUUAAUGACAGAGCAGAUGGUUUCCUUACAGAACCAUUUGCCUACAUUGUUUAUACCACCCCUAGUUGUGUUACACAUGCUGGAGUUCCUGUGUUACAGACAUACUGACACAAUGAGAGCACAAACAGCUCUUAAUGAUCUACAGGUCCUAGUUCACCAUGAUCAGGGGCUGUAUGUAAGUGUGGAAUUAAGAGACAUAUCAUGGCAGAUCCUGGGUAUCUGUCAACAGAUCUCAGGAAACCUCCGGUCUGCUCUAUACUCCUACCAACAAUCACUCAGACAAUAUCCAUUCCAUAAAAUACAAAGUGCUACACUAAUGAGAAUACAUGAACUCGGAUAAGUACAAUAUUGUAAAUUUGAAUAGUUCAUGCUCGUUUAACUAAUGAAUUAUUUAUUGCCAGCAAACUCCAUCAGUGAAUUAAGGAUGGAAUCUUAUCAUAUUUACUGGACGCAUUGAAAUGUGAUAUUUUGCAUGUAUAUAUUUGAAAACAUGUACAUUCUUUUCAUUUAUAACCAUUCAGGUGUUGAGGUUCUUAAUUUUGUGUCCAGAUCAAUUAAAAGUCAUGGGUUUUUAGCUCACCUGAGCUGAAAGCUCAAGUGAGCUUUUCUGAUCACCCGUACUCCGGCGUCCGUCCGUCCGUCUGUCUGUCCAUCCGUCUGUCCGUCUGUAAACUUUUCACAUUUUCAACUUCUUCUCAACAACCACUGGGCCAAUUUCAACCAAAGUUGGCACAAAACAUCCUUAGGUAAAGGGAAUUCUAAAUUGUUAAAAUAAAGAGCCAGGCCACCUUCCAAGGGGAGAUAAUCAAGAAAAGGUAAAAAUAGGGUAGGGUCAUUAAAAAAUCUUCUUCUCAAGAACCACUGGGCCAGAAAAGAUGAAAUUUAUAGAUAAGCUUUAUUAGGUAGUGCAGAUUCUAAAUUGUUAAAAUCAUGGCCCCCGGGGGUCGGAUGGGGCCACAAUAGGGGGUCAAAGUUUUACAUACAAAUAUAUAGGGAAAAUCUUUAAAAAUCUUCUUCUCAAGAACCACUGAGCCAGAAAAGCUGAGAUUUAUAUGAAAGCUUCCAUAUAUAAUGCAAAUUCUAAAUUGUUAAAAUCAUGGCCCCCGGGGGUCGGAUGGGGCCACAAUAGGGGGUCAAAAUUUUACAUACAAAUAUAUAGGGAAAAUCUUUAAAAAUCUUCUUCUCAAGAACCACUGAGCCAGAAAAGCUGAGAUUUAUAUGAAAGCUUCCUUAUAUAAUGCAAAUUCUAAAUUGUUAAAAUCAUGGCCCCCGGGGGUCGGAUGGGGCCACAAUAGGGGAUCAAAUUUUACAUACAAAUAUAUAGGGAAAAUCUUUAAAAAUCUUCUUCUCAAGAACCACUGAGCCAGAAUAGCUGAGAUUUAUAUGAAAGCUUCCUUAUAUAAUGCAGAUUCUAAAUUGUUAAAAUCAUGGCCCCCAGGGGUCGGAUGGGGCCACAAUAGGGGGUCAAAGUUGUUUUUUUUUUUUUUCUUUUUUUUUUUUUCGUUUUUUUUUUAUAUAUAGUGCAGAUUCAAGUUCGUUAAAAUCAUGGACCCCGGGGAUUGAAUGGGGCCUCAAGGGGGGCAUCAAAGUUUUACAUACAAAUUUAUAGGAAUAAUCUUUUAAAAUCUUCUUCUCAAGAACCACUGAACCAGAAAAGCUGAGAUUUAUAUGAAAGCUUCCUGAUAUAGUGCAGAUUAUAAAUUGCUAAGAUCAUGGCCCCCGGGGGUCGGAUGGGGCCACAAUAGGGGGUCAAAGUUUUACAUACAAAUAUAUAGAAAAAAUCUUUAAAAAUCUUCUUCCCAGAACCACUAAGCCAGAAAAGCUGAGAUUUAUAUGAAAGCUUUCUGAUAUAUAGUACAGAUUCUAAAUUGUUAAAAUCCUGGCCCCUGGGGGUCAGAUGGGGCCACAAUAGGGGAUCAAAGUUUUACAUACAAAUAUAUAUGAAAAAUCUUUAAAAAUCUUCUUCUCAAGAACCACUAAGCCAGAAAAGCUAAUAUUUACAUGAAAGCUUUCUGACAGUGCAGAUUCAAGUUUGUUCAAAUCAUGGCCCCUGGGGUAGGAUGGGGCUACAAGGGGGGAUCAAAGUUUUUCAUACAAAUAUAUAGGGACAUUCUUUUAGAAUCUUCUUCUCAAGAACCACUGAGUCUGAAAAGCUGAUAUUCACAUGAACAGCUUCCUAACAUAGAGCAGAGCUAAGUUUGUUCAAAUCAUGGUCCCCUGUUGUAGGAUGGGGCCACAAUAGGGGAUCAAAGUUUUACAUACAAAUAUAUAGGAAUUUUUAAAAAAAAAAUAUCUUCUUCUCAAGAACCACUGAGCCAGAAAAGCUGAUAUUUACAUGAAAGCUUUCUGAUAUAGUGCAGAUUCAAGUUUGUUCAAAUCAUGGCCCCUGGGGGUAGGAUGGGGCCACAAGGGGGGAUCAAAGUUUUACAUACAAAUAUAUAGGAAAAAUCUUCAAAUAUCUUCUUCUCGUGAACCAUUGGGCCAAAGAAGUUCACAUUUACAAGAAAAAUUUCUGACAUAGUGUAGAUUCAAGUUUGCGAAAACUAUGGCCUCCAGGGGUAGAUUGGGGCCAUGAUAAAGACUACGGUUUUACAUGCAAAUAUAUAUAGAAAGUCUUCUGAUAUGGACCAAGGUGACUCAGGUGAGCGAUGUGGCCCAUGGGCCUCUUGUUUUUUAUUGCCAGGCUGUCCAGCACUCUCUGGCAAAAAUAAGGGCUAAUUUUAGGGCUAAAAUUACCAAAAUUUAGGGCUAUAAUCAGGAUUUUCAUAACUAAAUUGGGGCAGUUUUAGACAUUUAAAUGGUCUUACUUUCGAAAUUUUUGCAAUUAAGAAACUCACAAAAAUACUUUCCGUGCAGGAGGAGCGUCUUCCAGCUAUUAUUGGCUAUAACAUUAAUAGUUACAUCUUUGUCACAAAAUCACAACCAAUAAACAAGCUUGACACAUGGAUCCACUGGUCAUAUUUAGUUUGAAUGCAUUUUCAAAAUUGCUAGAGUAGAAAUAUACUUUUAGAAAAUAGGAAUUGAUGGAGAAAUUAGGCUUUUAUAGGACUUCACCUUGAAUUUAACAUUUUUUAAAGGUAUUUUAGGGCCACUGGGGUUUAUUCCCACUUAGCCAACAUUUUGAAAAAUCCUAUUCCCACAUAGCCAACAUUUUGAUUUUUACACCUGAGUGAUCAGCAAGCUAUAGUCUGUUUUCACAGGUUGUCGAUACAUGAUUUCUAUUUCAUUUGUGUCUCAUUUAUUAUCAUAUCUUAUAACAUUUUAAUAUGCAACAUUAAUAAAAUAUUAUUACUUUAUACAAGCACUUUUUAUUUCAUAUCAUGUAUUUUAGAGUUGAAAUAGUAUCUACCAUAAAUGUAAUUCUAAAUUGCAUGAUAAAACAAAAUAACUAAAUAAAUACUUAAUGUUUAUCAUUUGAAACUUGGUAUUUUUUUUUAGGUACAUUAACGUUAAGCUAUAAUUUAAAGUAAGAUCCAGCAAAAUAAAAUUCAUAAAUAGAAGGAAAACAAACCAGCUCAUUAUUUAAAAAAGAUAAUUUUUAAAGUUAUUUGAUUAUAGAAAUCAUAAUAUCAUUAAAUGAAUUAUUUAAAAAAAGGAAAGAAUCUCAAUAUAUUCUAUCAUUAUACAUGUAUAUAUCCUACAAAAUAUUCUUAUUGCCUUAUUCUGGUUAUAUCUGAAAACAGACUAUAGCCUACCUGUAAUUAAAUUCUUUUGUUCUCUACCUGCACCCAAUUCCCACUUAGCCAACACAGAGUUACCUGUAUUUUUUCAAAAUGUUGGCUAAGUGGGAAGACACCGCCACUGGACAGCCUGUAAUUGCAUUACAUAUGUCGCUGUCCUAGAACGGACUAACUCUCAUGGGCACACUCGACCCAGAUCAUCACAUAGUAGCUAGGAGGAACAGCUUUUGUGGAUUAAAGCAUAUAUCUCCCCUUUAUAAAACACAUGUUGUUUGUUCAUAAAUUUGAUAAAAAUAAAUACAUGGUAGUACUUUG